AUGGAACUUUGUUUCUUAAAGGCACGAAGAACUAGUAACGGUAACGGUAACGGUAAUAAUGACGGUGAUGGUGACGGUAACAAUAAUGGUAACAGUAACUGUCACGGUAACAGUAAUGGUAACAAUUACAGUCACUGUAAUGCUAAAGUGACUGACUAUCAUAGUGACGUUGUCGGUGACAGUGACAGCAACAGUGACAAUGACGGUGACAAUAAGAGUAUGGAAAACGAUAAUGGUAAUUGUAACGUAGUAGUAACGUAUGAUGACGAUGACCGUGAUAGUGACGGUCAUAGUAACGUUGUCGAUGACAGUGAUGGUAACAUUGACUGUGACAUUUACGAUGACAGUGAAGGUGACAAUGAUAGUGACGGUGACGCUAACGGUAAUGGUAACAGUGGCAGUGAGAGUGAUUGUGAUGGUGAUAGUGACAUAGACAUUGACGGUGACAAUGAUAAUAAUGGUAAUGAUGCAGUAACAGUAACAGUGGCAGUGAGAGUGACAGUUGAUGGUCACGAUGACGAUAACAAUCAUAGUGACGGUACUAGUGACAAUUACGGUGACAAUGACAAUCAUAGUGAUGGUGACAAUAACGAUUAUGGUAACGGUCACGGUCAUAGUGGCAAUGAUGGUGACGAUCACAGUGAUGGCAACGAUGACGGAAGGAAUAACGGUUACGAUAAUGGUAUAAGUAAUGGUAGCGAUAACGAUGAAAGUAACGGUGGCAGUGACACUAACAGUGAAUAUGAUUAUGACGGUGAUGAUAACAGUGACAACGACGAUAAUGGUGACAAUGACGGUGACGUUGAUGUUGACAGUGCUGGUCACGGUGACAAUUUUGGUGUCAAUUACGGUCACAAUGACGAUAAUAGUCAUAGUGGCAAUUAUGGUAACGGUCACAGUGACAGUUUUGGUAACAGUAACUGUAACGGUAAUACUAACAAUAACGGUAUUACUAACAGUAACGAUAAUGAUAACGGUGACGGUAAUGGUGGGGGUGAGUGUAAUAGUAGCAAUGACGAUGAUGGUCACAAUGACGUUGUCGGUGACAGUGAUGGUGACAAUGAUGUUGCCGAUAGCGGUGACAGUAACUAUAAUUGUAACCAUAACGGUAACGGUAAUGAUGACAAUGACGGUGACAGUAACAAUGACUGUGACAAUGACGAUGUGAUAACGGUGUCGGUUAAAGUGACGGUGAUGGUGACAAUGACGAUGACAGCGACGGUGGCAGUAACGAUAACGCUAACGAUAACUGUAAUGGUAAUGAGAACGAUUACAGUGGCGGUUGAAGAUAAUGGUGACAGUGACUACAACGGUGAUGAUGACGAUGAUAGUGACAGUCAUAGUGACGGUAACGAUGACGGUCACAAUAACGAUGACAAUUACGGUGACGGUAACAGUCACGGUGACGAGUCACAAUGA
This is a messenger RNA of Vigna umbellata (rice bean), 1419 nucleotides long. Lineage: Eukaryota; Viridiplantae; Streptophyta; Magnoliopsida; Fabales; Fabaceae. The record is from RefSeq and is a predicted model, not a curated record.